AAUUUCUUCAAUAUUGUAAGUUCUUAAUUGUUUAAUAUGUUGGUCUGAGUGGCUAUAAAAUAUAUUAAAAGUUCCCUGGCACAAUCUAUUUAGUUGACACAUAGGGAAAACAUAACACAGUUUUGAGGUAAAUCUCGCUUCUGAAUUCUAUGGUCUACUUUUUCCAAGAUCUAAUGUCUAUUAUCUAUGUAUUUUUAUUUACUGUUGUCAUAGUGAUCAGUGAGCACCAAAGAAGGCAACAAAUAUACAAGUACUAAGUAAGUAAGUGGGAACUAUGCUGAAAUGUAAUAUAAAUAACGUAACACGAUAAUACAUAAAUGACGUUAUACUGUUAUUCGUAAUAUUGUGGUAAUGAAUUGUGGCAAAUAGAUGUAAAAUAUUCUAUUAAUGUGGUAUUGUAACAAUGUAUGAUUUUCUAAAAAAUAACAAGUCUUCUAAUAUAUAUUGGCUUAAGUAUCCUUUACAGCAUUUUAAUUUAACGUUAAAACUGAAAGCACAGGAAACUAUCACAUUACUUCCGAAAUUUGGAGAACAUUUAAAUCAAUCUAAUGAGGAAGAUGCACAAAAUGUAUUACAAUACCAGGAGUACAAUUUUCAGUGGCAAGAAAAAUUAUUUAGCCAGUAUCAGUUUACAAAAUUUGGUGAUAUUCAAAACUGUGUCUCUGAAAAGGACUUGGCAUUUCAUAGAUCAAUUCAUCAAUUCAAUAAAAAGCCCCAAAAAGUUUUUACUUAUGUAAAUAAAGAAUAUGCUUUUCCAUUGCCUUUUAAAUCAAAAGAUAAUGGCAUAGGAUUAUAUAGUUCUUGUAUUAAAAAGUUGAACUUAGAAAUUUUUUUGAACGACAAUUUUGGAAAAGGAGAAUCAAUGCAUAAUUUGUUUAAAAGUGAAGAUGAUGUAGCCUUUGAGGAUGAAUGGAAGGCCAUGUAUAUUUUUUAUGAUAAUUCAAAUUAUGAUGAAGAUAACAACUUAAUAUUUCAAGAUGAGUGCCUUCUUAUAUCAGUAUACCACAAUACCAAGUAUAAUUAUAUAAUGAUAUCCCCAGAUGUUAAUAAUGAAUCUAAUCCAUAUGCUGUAGAAAGCUCCUCAGGAUAUUUGGAUUUUGAGUAUUUUAUAAAUGUAGACUUUGGCAAGAGUGGCUGUGGAGAGGAGUUCAAAGAUUUGCUUAAUAAAUUGUUAAAGAAGAUGGAAAAGAAACAAAAACAUUUGAUAAAAUUUGUUAUGCCUCCCCUUGAAACAAGGAAAUAUUACAUAUCAUUAGAAAUAGAAUCUGCUAAGGAUUUUGAUGGUGAUAUUUAUAUAGAAUAUCAUGUAAAGGUUCCGGAAAACAUUGACUCUGUAAGUCUACUCACAGGAAGGACACAUUUGAACAAAUGUCUAAUGAAUGAGGACAUACACAUGUGGGCUUUUGGACACAUUGUGGAUUUUGAAGUUGAAAGUGCUACUGGAAUAGAUCCCUUGCCACUUAGGAUAUUCUUUGAAGUUAUAUCAGUUGAUAGAUGGGGGCGACACAGGACUGAGGGAUAUACCUAUUUUCCUCUGGCAUUAAUACCAGGGUUUUGUAAAAAACAAUUGUCCUGUACUAGGCCAGAGGAAUUGAACGAGAUAGAUGCUGAAAGCCGACGUUUUUUUGUUGGGGGCUAUCAUUUGAUUGAAGAUUUGGAAAUGCUAGUCAAACCUCAGCUUUAUGCGACAAACUUCAGAUUCGUAUCCACGGGUAGUAUAGCAGUUCACUGGACUGUUAUAUCUCAUUCGCAUUCCCCUGGCUGCCAUUCCUCUGAAAAUCAGUCCCCUGUGCCUCAUACCUCAUGCUCUGAACUGAUACAGGGGGCUGACGCAGUUUUAAAGCAAUAUAAGCGGGCGAAAGAAACGCUGGCUGCCGCUACUAAAAGUUUAAUACGAGCUGUGGAUUCAGAAUGAAUGCCAAAAUGCAUUGGCGGAUCGGGCGAUCUUCAACGCCGCUGAGAGGGAACGCUGGAUCCCAAGGAGGCUGAGAGUUUGAACCCACCACCAUCAUUGAAUCACCCCAAGGUUCUUGGAAUAAAAUUGGCUUUUUUCAUUAGAACACUUUCUCGUGUAAGACAUAGUGAGGAAACCGCCGUGUCUUAGACCCAAACGCCGUUUGUCCUUACGAGGCAAAUCGCCUAACUUGUUAAUAAAACGUAUUUUUAUUGACAAGUAGGCGAACAAAUUUUCGUACGUCAUGCAUAUAUAUAUAGUACAUACGUUAUUAAAAAAUAUACGGGCUGAUUGCACCGCAUUAACUGAAGUACACUUUCUUCUGUCAACCAAAUUAGGUUUUGUUUUUGAAUGAGUGAAUUGUAACGUUAAAAUUUUCAGUCAUUAUAUUGAUCUCUUAUGUUGUAUAUUAGUUUUAAAAAGACAAUUUUUA
This is a messenger RNA of Pieris brassicae (large cabbage white), 2387 nucleotides long. RefSeq names its product Meckel syndrome type 1 protein homolog (gene Mks1). Gene Ontology annotation, cellular component: MKS complex. Lineage: Eukaryota; Metazoa; Arthropoda; Insecta; Lepidoptera; Pieridae. The record is from RefSeq and is a predicted model, not a curated record. Gene Ontology annotation, biological process: cilium assembly. The coding region runs from base 404 to 1915 and encodes 503 amino acids. The transcript has 7 exons.